Molecule: messenger RNA, 2043 nt
Organism: Linderina pennispora
Lineage: Eukaryota; Fungi; Kickxellomycota; Kickxellomycetes; Kickxellales; Kickxellaceae
Product: AAA-domain-containing protein
Exons: 1
Coding region: 1-2043 (680 amino acids)
Biological process (GO): ribosome biogenesis
Cellular component (GO): nucleus
Molecular function (GO): RNA binding; ATP binding; preribosome binding
Source: RefSeq, a predicted model, not a curated record
AUGAACACAGCCACCACUGCGGCCAGCACACCGCAGAGAGAGGCGACGCCGGAUGUGACGGCAGCUGGCCAUGCGGGGACGCAGGAGAAGCGGCGCACGGAUGACCACGAGACCACAGGCAAGGACCGGAAGAAGAAGCGGGCAGCCAAGGGCCCUGACCGCACAAAGUACACGCCGCCCGAGACACGGCUGUCGGACCUGGGCGGAGUCGACGCAUGCAUCGAGGAGGUGCUGGAGCUCAUAGUGAUGCCGCUGAAGCACCCCGAGAUCUACCUGCACACGGGCGUCAACCCGCCGCGCGGAGUGCUGCUGCACGGGCCCCCUGGCUGUGGCAAAACCAUGCUGGCCAACGCCAUCGCCGGAGAGGUCGGUGUCCCAUUCCUGCAGAUCUCGGCGCCCUCGAUUGUGUCGGGCAUGUCGGGCGAGUCCGAGAAGAAGCUGCGUGAGGUGUUUGAGGAGGCCCGGGAUCUGGCUCCCUGCAUUGUGUUUAUCGACGAGAUCGACGCAAUCACGCCGAAGCGCGAGACGGCGCAGCGCGAGAUGGAGCGCAGGAUUGUUGCACAGAUGCUCACCUGCAUCGACGAUCUGUCGUGGGAGAAGACGGACAACAAGCCGGUCAUGUUGAUCGGCGCCACAAACCGGCCUGAUUCGCUUGAUCCGGCGCUGCGCCGUGCGGGCCGCUUCGAUCGCGAAAUCGCCAUGGCUGUGCCCGACGAGGACGCGCGCGAGCAGAUCCUACACGUGCUGUGCCAGAAGCUGCUGCUGUCGGGCGACUUUGACAUCAAGGAGCUGGCAAAAUGCACGCCUGGAUACGUUGGCGCUGACUUGACGGCCCUGACCACUGCAGCUGGUAUGAUUGCCGUCAAGCGCAUCUUCCACUCGAUGCAGGCGCUGGCGCCAAGCACGCUGGCUGACAAGCUGGCGCUGGCAGCGGUUGAUGGCGAUGUCCCGGGCGCAGCCGAGAGUAUGAGUGUUGAUCCAGUCAGCGGCCAGGAGACACCGAUGCCAAUCAGCACUCCAGCGCGGUGGGACGCACAGCCAGCAGACCGCAAGCUCCGCACCAUCGCCGAUUUCCUGGCCUCCCACCCGGACCCGCUGACAACCGAGGAGCUGGCGCCGCUGGCCAUCUCCAACGCCGACUUUAUUGAGGCCCUGAAGAAGGUUCAGCCCAGCGCCAAGCGCGAGGGCUUCGCAACCGUGCCGGGUGUGACCUGGGACGACAUUGGCGCGCUGGGCAAGGUGCGCGACGAGCUGCGCAUGGCCGUGGUCGAGCCGAUCCGCCAGCCGGAGCUGUUCGCCAAGGUCGGCAUUACUGCUCCCGCGGGAGUCCUGCUGUGGGGCCCGCCUGGCAACGGAAAGACGCUGCUGGCCAAGGCUAUCGCCAAUGAGUCGCACACCAACUUUAUCAGCGUCAAGGGCGGCGAGCUCAUGUCCAAGUAUGUCGGCGACAGCGAGCGUGCGGUGCGCCAGGUGUUCUCCAGGGCGCGGGCAUCGAGCCCCUGCGUCGUGUUCUUUGAUGAAAUCGACGCCCUGUGCAGCCGCCGUAGCGGUGAGCAGAGCGAGGCGUCGGCGCGUGUGGUCAACACGCUGCUGACUGAGAUUGACGGCAUGGUGUCGCGCAAGGCCGUGUAUAUCAUCGCUGCCACCAACCGGCCUGACAUCAUCGACCCAGCCAUGCUGCGGCCGGGUCGACUCGACAAGCUGUUGUACGUCGAGCUGCCGACGCCUGCCGAGCGGGCUGACAUCCUGCGCACGCUGACUAAAAAGACCCCCCUGGCCGACGAUGUCAGCCUGGACGAGGUUGCUGCUGACUCGCGCUGCGACGGCUACAGUGGCGCCGACCUGGCUGGCCUGAUUCGCGAGGCUGCGGUUGCUGCGCUGCGGUCUGUGUUCCUGGCUCAGGACUCUGGUGCUGCGCAGCCUGGCGGCUCCAUCCUCGUAUCGAAGGAGAACUUUGACACCGCGCUGUCUUGCAUUGCGCCGUCGGUGUCGGCCUCCGACAUGAAGAAGUACGAUGCCCUGCGUAAACUGUACGGCAAGUGA